AUGAAGCUUCAGGUAAGCCGGGAUAUGAUGCGUCGUUCGCUUCUUCUCGCUCUCCUAUUCUGCAUCGACCACGUUGCAUUGUUGGAAGCCAUCGGUGUCCACAAUUGGUCAUCAACAUUUAACAACAAACCGCCAAAGAAAUGGGUUGUCCUGGCCACUGGUUCCAACACCUGGGAAAGUUAUCGACAGCACGAUGUCACACGGGAUAACUUCUUGAACGUAUUAAAAGGCGAUAAGAAACUUGAAGCCAACAAGAAGAAGGUGCUGAACAGCGGUCCUGAUGACUACGUAUUCAUCUACUUCUCUGGCCAUGGUGGGACUUCCCAGAUUACCUUCCUAGAAGAACAUCUGUGUGCCAUGGAGUUGAACGAUACCCUCGCCUACAUGCAUUCAAAAAAAAAGUUCAACAAAUUGGUGCUGUACGUGGAGGCUUGCUACUCUGGCUCUAUGUUUAAAGAUGUUCUCCCUUCAAAUAUGGGAAUCUACGUGACAACAUCAACCAAGGAAGAUGAAGUCUCCCAGGCUGUUUUUUGUUAUGACAAGAAAAUCGAUGUUUGUCUAGCGAACGAAUACUCGUACGAAUGGCUUAUAGAUUCGGAACUGGAAGACAUAAAAAAGCGUACACUGGACGAACAAUACGAGGAGGUGAAAAAGUGUACAUUGUAUAGUCACGUGAUGAAAUACGGUGAACUGACGAUUGGAGGUCUCCCUGUUGGAAAGUUCCAAGGUCAUUAUGAUCUACUGAUGCACCGGAAGGAUGUGGCGAUAGUACCGAAGGCUGUAGAUAAAAAGCCCUAUUGCCAGGCGAACUUGUUUUCAAAGUCGCGACGCUUGGUGCAGGCCGCCACAGAGGAAGAAUAUGAAAUCGCUUGGAAAAGGCUGCACCGUACCCUUCAGCUUGGCCACGUCGUCAGGGAAACGUUUCGCGGCAUCGUCGUGGAUGUGACAACCAACCAUAAGCCAACGCUAAAGGACUUGUCCAAGAGGGAUGAGCUCAUGUGUUUCAAGGCAGUAUUCGGUCAAAUCCUGACGCGCUGCUUCACAACCCAGCAGACCGUCCUCAUGGGCCGGGCGAAGGCGCCCCUGGAUGCGGCCAGAAGAGGCCCUCGGAAAGUGGACUGGGCCGCCACGAUGGAUGUCCCUGAAGCGGAGUUCGACACGCCGGCCGUCCGCCAGAAGGCUAUGGGACGGUUCAAGAUGGCCAGGAUGGCACCCGGAUCGGACCCGACCGUGUUCUUUGCCGGCCGGCUACCGUCGUUGGAUCACGCUUUGCCGACACCGGACGGAGUGCCGCGACACCAGUUGCUGUCGGAUCAGUUCGUCGAAGCUGAGAUCCUGUUAUCUAUCUGCUUUCAGGUCCCCGAGGUAGCCCAGCAUACAUCCCAUUUAAUGGAGCUGUGCAAAGCCGGAUACGAGGCUGAAACCCUCAUUGACUCUGUUCAAAACUUCUGCUCCUAA
Messenger RNA from Opisthorchis viverrini, 1458 nucleotides. RefSeq lists its product as hypothetical. The transcript is spliced from 11 exons. The record is from RefSeq and is a predicted model, not a curated record. Gene Ontology annotation, biological process: vacuolar protein processing. Bases 1 to 1458 code for a protein of 485 amino acids. Gene Ontology annotation, molecular function: cysteine-type endopeptidase activity. Lineage: Eukaryota; Metazoa; Platyhelminthes; Trematoda; Opisthorchiida; Opisthorchiidae.